Molecule: messenger RNA, 1496 nt
Organism: Sinocyclocheilus anshuiensis
Lineage: Eukaryota; Metazoa; Chordata; Actinopteri; Cypriniformes; Cyprinidae
Product: guanylate-binding protein 6-like
Exons: 6
Coding region: 27-1220 (397 amino acids)
Molecular function (GO): GTPase activity; GTP binding
Source: RefSeq, a predicted model, not a curated record
GAAAUGUGUUUGGGUCUCCAGUGGUCAUGGACAAACCAGUGUGCUUGAUUGACACGGCGUCCGAUGGGAAGCUGUGUGUGCAGGGGUCAGCGUUGCAGGUUCUGGAGCAGAUCCAGCAGCCCGUGGUGGUGGUGGCUGUGGUGGGUCUCUACCGCACCGGGAAGUCCUAUCUGAUGAAUCGACUGGCAGGGAAACAAACAGGGUUUGCACUGGGCAGCACAAUCGAGUCCAAGACGAAGGGCAUCUGGAUGUGGUGCGUGCCUCACCCCACUAAAGCAGAAACCACUCUGGUGCUGCUGGACACCGAGGGACUCGGAGACGUGGACAAGGGCGACUCAAAGCAUGACACCAGGAUCUUCUCUCUGGCUGUCCUUCUGAGCAGCACUCUAGUCCUGAACAGUCGAGGAACUAUUGACAACAGGGCUAUAGAGGAACUGCAAUACGUCACUGAGCUAACAGAGUACAUCAAGAUCAAGUCACCUGAUGAAGCUGUAGAUGAUGCAGAGUUUGUCAAGUUCUUCCCCAGUUUCAUCUGGGCCGUGAGGGACUUCACUCUGCAGCUAAACAUCGAUGGGAAAGACGCAACAGAGGACGAAUACCUAGAGUUUGCUCUGAAGCUAAAACUAGGUAACUCGAGUCAAGUGAACAAUUACAACCUUCCAAGAGAGUGCAUUCGCAAAUACUUCCCAUCUCGGAAAUGUUUCACCUUCCCGUUCCCAACCAAUCCAGACAAUGUCUCUUAUCUGGAGACACUGGACCCAGCUGAGAUUUCACAAAGAUUCUUGGAGGUCACGGGUCGUUUCUGCCAGUUUAUCUUUGACCAGAGCCAAGUGAAAAAUCUGAAAGAUGGACACACGGUCACCGGCAGAGUUCUGGGUCAUCUAGUAAAAACAUACGUAGACACCAUCGCCAGUGGAGCUGUGCCGUGUCUGGAGAAUGCUGUGAUCUCAAUGGCACUGAUUGAGAAUGAGGCUGCGGUGAAGGAGGGGCUUGAGGUGUACCAGAGUGGAAUGGAGAAGCUGAAGAAGUCCUUCCCUCUGGAACUGAACGAAAUCACCUCGGAACACCAAUGCUUCAGUCUCAUGGCAACACAGACCUUCAUGAAACGCUCCUUCAGGGACAGUGAUGGGAAGUACUUGGCAUCUUUAGAGGUCGGUGGGAGUGGACAGAUUACAACAAUAGAUGGUUUCAAGUCACUUUACGGAUUGCUCACAUUUUAACUGCUAAUUAGGACUUUUAAGUAAUUAUGACUGCAUUAGCUUACAUUUUUACCCAUUACAAUACUCCCUUUACAGUUACUGCCAUCUUAAAAAUACACUUAAAUGUAGGUUUAAAAUCCAACAAAAGGCACAUUUAAUGUCCAACAACAAAUAUUUUAGCAAAAUGCAUAUUUUACUCAGAACUAUUGCGCUAUUAUUCUAUUGCGCUCCGUCUGUUUAGCGCGCAGCAGCGCUCAUUCUCUCGCCCACUCCUGACAGCACAAUGGAUAUGUUUGC